Anguilla rostrata (American eel) is the source of this 4660-nucleotide messenger RNA. RefSeq names its product sphingosine 1-phosphate receptor 1-like. Bases 1353 to 2573 code for a protein of 406 amino acids. The transcript is spliced from 2 exons. Gene Ontology annotation, molecular function: sphingosine-1-phosphate receptor activity. Gene Ontology annotation, cellular component: plasma membrane; cytoplasm. Lineage: Eukaryota; Metazoa; Chordata; Actinopteri; Anguilliformes; Anguillidae. The record is from RefSeq and is a predicted model, not a curated record. Gene Ontology annotation, biological process: adenylate cyclase-activating G protein-coupled receptor signaling pathway; regulation of metabolic process.
GCAUUUCAUUAUUUUUGCACAGAAUGAACGCGAUAUUCUUUGCCAAAAUAGGCAAAGAAAUUGCAACAGAUUCAAGCAAAGUAUUACAUUUUAGUAAAUAACAAGUGACAUUACACAGGCGCCAUUCCAUUUUUUCUGCGAAUGGGUUCUCAUUUACCAUUGUAAAGAGCAAAUGCCUAAAUAUUCUGUGUUUAUGCAGUAGCCUACAUGCUAUAGUCUGACUGACUGUAGCAAAUAUUAAAACUAAACAUUUUAUAACUGAUUAGCUUCUGUAGGAAUUGUCCGGCAGCGGCUUUACAGAUGCGUGAAAAUUCAAACGAACUCUAUUAAAAGUCUUGAUUUGUAGUUUUUAUAUGACUAUACGGCUCUAGCACACAUUAAUAUAAUUGUGUUGCGUUUAAACAAACCAGGCAAAGUAACACGUAAAUCUGCUAUGACAGCCAUGAGUUUUUAGGCUAGACACCAGUCAUAUCGCUAUUCAUAAGAACGCAACUGCAAUUAGGCUACAAUUGUCGACAUUAUUCAAAGUUCAAAGAGGCCAACAGCUAUCACUGGUUCAGGGUCAUUUAAAGGAAUGCAACUAGCCAAAUUGUUUUCUGACAAACACAAUUAACUAAGAUCAAAGUGCCUCUUAUCACUCCCCGCCUGGUGUCUAAUGCGUACCACAGGGAAAAUUAGUUUUCUCUGAUUAACGCAUCAUUGUAGACCACAUACCAGUGUAAUCCGGGAUUGUCAUUUAAAAUCAUUUGGCCGUGCCUCCUGCUAUGCUAUUUUUAAUGCUUUGUUUAAAAACUGUUAAAACAUUAGUUUAUAAGUCACUGAUUUUGAAAUGAUUAAUCGGCAUAAGCAAUGACGUUAUGACAACAUUUACGAAUCACAAUGACUAAAGUAAGCGUUUCAGAAAAUUGAUUAACGCAAAACCAAGGAUUCCAAUAUCUGGCUACGAAGGGUUAAGCAGACAGCAACCUGAAUUGCACACCGCUGUUUCGCCACACUCUCGGCGCCUUGUAGCGCCCUCCGGAGGUCACAGAAAAUAGAGCACAGCUGUGAUUUAAACAGAAACGAAAGCCGGGAAACAUCUAAGUGGACUCUACUAUUCCCAUUGAGAUUUAACUUCUUUUCUGAGUGUUAUAGUUCCGUCAUCGGGACUUCAGUUCCGGAGGUUAAUCCUAUUUUUUAACACGAGAUCCUUACAUUGCCCGGUUCUAUAUUUUUUUUAAAGAUAGUACAGAAGUCUAUGGCUUGCAUCAGAACUUCAGGACGAUGAGCGAUAACCGUGGUGCCGCCAUUUCCCGGUGAAAAAAAAGCGUCUUAAACGAUCUUUCAGUUAAUAAAAAAAGAUAAACAAAACCAUGGAGGCCGAUGCGGCAUUUGCAUCACUAGAUUCUACAGUGCAUCCCCGCGACCCGGCUCCUGGCUACCUGUUCCGUAUGUUCCGCGAGUAUCAGAACAACUCAGUCAUAGUUGCCCACUACAACUACACGGGAAAGUUGUCGGGGAACAAGUACCGGGAGGGUCUGAAGCCUGUGGACAUUGUGUUUCUGGUCAUCUGCCUGCUCAUCGUGUUGGAGAACACAGUGGUUCUGGUGGCCAUUUGGCGCAACAAGAAAUUCCACCUGCCCAUGUACUACCUUCUUGGAAACCUGACCCUUUCUGACUUGCUGGCAGGGUUCACCUACAUGGUGAACAUUGUAACAUCGGGUGCCAACACGCUGCGGCUGACUCCUGUGAAGUGGUUCUUGCGGGAGGGCGGGGUUUUCAUCACGCUGGCAGCUUCCAUCAUCAGCCUGCUGGCCAUCGCUAUCGAGCGCCACGUUACCAUGGUGAGGAUGAAGCCCUACCAAGGGGCCAAACGAGGCCGCAUGUUUAGCCUUAUAGGAGCUAGCUGGGUGGUGGCAGCUCUGCUGGGGGUGCUGCCCAUAACAGGCUGGAACUGUAUAGGGGGUCUGGAGAGCUGCUCCACGGUGCUGCCGCUCUACGCCAAGAGCUAUAUCCUCUUCUGCGUCUCCAUAUUCAUUGCCAUCCUACUGGCCAUCGUGGUGCUCUACGUCCGAAUCUUCCGCAUUGUGAAGUCCAACACACAGCGGCUGAGCAUUGGCGGAGGAGGGGGCACGGUCGCCUCCCCCUCGCCACGCAGGGGCUCGGCCCGCAAGUCGCAGAAGUAUCUGGCCCUGCUGAAGACGGUCACCAUCGUGCUGGGCGUGUUCAUUGCCUGCUGGCUGCCCCUCUUCAUCCUCCUGCUAACGGACUUCUGCUGCCCGCGCGGUGAAUGCGGCGUGCUCCUCAAGGCCGACUACUUCCUGGGGGUGGCCAUCAUCAACUCCCUGCUCAACCCCAUCAUCUACACGCUCACCAGCAGGGACAUGCGGCGGGCCAUCCUCCGCUUGCUGUGCCGCCGUUGCCUGGUGACCAAAGACGGGCACAUGAGGAAGAUCGGAAUGCCCUUCCUGGACUACAGUACCAGCAAGACAGAGGUGGCAUCCCACCGGCUGGAGGGCCAGGACAACGUCUCCACCGGCAACAUCACGCCCUCGCAAAUCAAGGCCCUCUACUCCAAAGUGCUCAGGACGUGAGGCCCUGAUCUGGGCCACGUGAGAACAUUUUGUUGAACUGGCCAACAAGAACUCAUUUUUUAAUGCCAGUGAAAGCCUCGGGGAAAGCACAGAUGUAAUAAUCCCGUCGCAGCGGCAUACUGACAGAAACUUCAAAUGUUGUUUUUCUUUUUGUUUUGUUUUUUGCAUUCUCCUUUCUUUGCAAUUCACUUUAUCUGGGACCUUUAAAAAAUCCUAGAAUUUCAUGUGUUCUGAAUUCCACCUACUGCUUUAUGAGCACACACCCUCUUGUGAGGAUGUCAGUUAAAUCUUGCAGUAGUGUUUUGAAUUUCCAAAAACAAGCUGAAAAAAACUGAUACUCAGCUGCAGAGUUGGAAGACAAAAAUACAUUUCAGCAACAAUACAGCUUGCUUCAAAAACUCUCAGCCUUCCAAAAUUACAAACAUAAGUUAGGUCAGGUUUGACACCAGCUAUGCUUCCACUCGCUCUGAAAGUUUUUUUUUUUUCUUUUCCUUUGUGUUUGAAAAGCCAAUGCGGUCACCAGAGGUGAGGGAAUUUAUGUGUGAAUGUCACCUCGCUGCUAGAGUGUAAAAACGAAAACCACCGGGCUGAUUUGAGCGCUGUCGGUGUGGUCGUGUGAAGCGGCGUCCUAACGUGGGUGAGAGCAAACAUCACGUACUCGUGGCAGCUCAGUAAUUCUACCAAAGCAAAUCUCAUCAGUUACGGGACACGAUGACAAUUCUCGUCUUAUAUUUUCUGGUUCACGGUCACCGAUGUUCAGAUUAAAGCAACCAUUUAAUGUACAGACUUUUGGACCAGUGAAUCUCAGUCUUCAGCUAUAAAGUCCUCAACCUGUGGUGACUGAAGAGGCAAACGGACAGUGUUUUUGGAAUGCAAGGACAGGUUCCACUGGAAGCCUGCAUAUUUUGGAGAAGACCGUGCUUCGUGGAGCCUCACAGGGAAUUAUGGGUAAAUUAGGGUACCCAGAAGGAAGCUAGCAACCAUGCAUGUAAACUAUACUGUGAAGCACUCGACAACCUGUCAAAUAGAAAGGACACAGGGCGAUUCCCCUCUCGUCUGCUUAGGCCUUCUCUGUCAUGCUUUUUCAAACCCAAAUAUGGUGUUAUGACUAUGAUUAAGACAAUGCCUGUUCACUAUAAGAGAUUUAUAGCCCGCCUGCAAACAGUAGCACAGGUGUAAUCUAUUUUAUUUUUUUGGUGACAUGCAGUUUUUGACCUGUUGUGCAUGUACAUAGGCACAGGACUUAAGUCUCCCCACAGCUAGAAGACAUGUUGUGGCUGACCAACUGGAACCAGGUGCCACAGAGGAAUUCACCACUGCUGUUCACUGACUCCAGCAGAGAUUGUGGUGCCGGUCAUGGCUACCUCGUGGCAAAAAUGUGGUUGUCAGUACAACCGGACAACCAAACCAGCACCUUGAGCAAUACUCAUCUAAACAGAAGCUCAAUUUAUUUAAAAAAAACUAAUAAUACAAGAAGCAAUAUACUGACGUUGACAAAAUGCACCUACCAUGUAAAAUAAAUGUGCCCAGGUGGACGGUUAAGUGCCCGGGAACUCUGGAAAGCUCUCUGGUCAGCAGGCAUUUGUUGUGUGGUCUUGGGGCUAUCGCAUAUCCAGUCAGCCAGAGCAGCAGGUCCCACAUGUAAUAGCCUGUCGUGACUCCAGAUCUUAUGCAACUGAAGUUUUAUUUACGGUCCUUACAAUCUAUAGCUGAUGACGCCUUUCCUUUGUGAGACAAUUUGACACAGAAGUUAAUAAAAUAGGUAAAGUGGAUAUUAUCCCCUUAUAAGCUAGUGUUUUGGACCUGUGUGCUGAAUUCCCAUUCAGGGGAAAGUGUCUCCUUCCUAUUGAAUCUGGGAAUGUGGCUUGAAAUAAUGCCCACAGAAAUGUAUACAAAUGUAUACAUGGAAAAAGUGUUCCAUCUUUCACCUUUAUGCAUUUUUGUACAUAGAAAAAAUGUAAGUUGCUUAUCAAAAUGUAUUUUCAUAAUGGAUAUUUGUUUGAAAUUUUUAAGUUAUGUUCCUUUUUUAUGUGAGACCAUUUCAUAUGCACUUCGGAAGAAUAAAGUGAAUUUAUUAAAUGUCAAAA